UAAAAACAUCAUCGGGCAGCUUCCUCCUGGUCAUCCCUUUAAGAUCAUACACCAGUUGCCUGGAUCAGACUAUACAAGACAGAAGAUCCCUGGAUAUUGCCCCUUCUACUUGUCUGUGGAGACGUGCCCUGUUCUCCUGAAAGCUUUAGGUCUCCAGAGAUCACUGCAGCCUCAUCCUGCUUCUCACCCCACCUCCUGCUUUGUAUGUCUACUCCUUGCCUAGAACAGAAUCCCAAUCUGGAUUAAUUAACUCUGCAGCCCCCCGCAGAAGAAACAGGAGAGGGGGGACGUUUCAUUCCCCUUCAUUGCCCUGGGAUUUUUUUCCAGCUUCCAUCAUCAUCCUCAUCAUCACCACCAUCCCACUCCAACCUCUUCACUGCCGAAUAGCUAAACAUCCACAUCAUUUUUUUGUGCUAUUUGGGGAACUUGUGAUCCUUUUUGGCUUGGAUUUCCCCUCCUUACUCAAUGACUGCUGCAGUUUUCAUUCAACUCUCCCCUCUGCCACUUGUUUGUUUCUUCUCUCUCUCUGUUUUGCCCCCACAUUGAAUUCAAUGGGGCUGAUGAGGAACAAGCGUUUUGUACCCCCUGGUCUGGGACAGGGAGCUGGCCAAGGGCAGGAGCUAUCCCGGCCGGUCAAGAACCCCUUUGUGCAUGACCUGCGCUUCACCCCACUUCAGAAAGCCAAAAUUUUCAUCAUGACAUUGACCCUUUUCCCGAUCCGCCUCUUCUUUGCCGCUUUCAUGAUGCUCCUGGCUUGGCCUUUCGCCUUUGUCGCUGCAGUGGGCCGUACAGAAAAGGAACUUGAGAUGCCUAUGUCCUGUUGGAGAAAGUUUUUGGACAUAGCACUGAAAGUAAUUAUGAGGACAAUGUGGUUUGCUGGAGGAUUUCACUGGGUAACUGUGAAGGGUCGACAGGCUUUGCCAGCGGAAGCUCCAAUCCUGACCCUGGCUCCGCACUCUUCCUAUUUCGAUGCCAUUCCAGUAACUAUGACAAUGGCGUCCAUUGUGAUCAAAGCAGAAAGCAAAGACAUUCCUGUAUGGGGAACAUUAAUCAAUUACAUUCGACCAGUAUUUGUAUCCCGCUCAGACCAGGACUCUCGAAAGAAAACCGUAGAGGAGAUCCGGAGACGUGCUCACUCUAAUGGGAUGUGGCCACAGGUAAUGAUUUUCCCAGAAGGAACGUGUACCAACAGAUCAUGUCUCAUUACCUUCAAGCCAGGAGCAUUCAUUCCUGGUGUACCUGUGCAGCCUGUGGUUAUAAGAUACCCCAACAAAAUGGACACAAUAACCUGGACAUGGCAAGGCCCUGGAGCAAUGAAAAUACUAUGGCUUUCUUUAUGCCAAUUUCACAAUUAUAUGGAAAUUGAGUUCCUUCCAAUUUAUACUCCCUCUGAAGAGGAAAAACAAAACCCGGAUUUGUAUGCACACAACGUGAGACGUGUAAUGGCCAAGGCCCUGGGUAUGUCCGUCACAGAUUAUUCUUUUGAAGACUGCCAGCUAGCACUGGCCGAUGGUCAGCUUCGCAUCCCUUCAGAUUCCUCUCUCUUGGAGUUUGCGAGACGUGUUCGUAGUCUUGGUCUAAAACCAGAGAAACUUGGGAAGGAGCUGGAUAAAUUCUCUGAAAGCGCCAGGAAAAGAAAAGGUGAAAAAAUCAAACUGGAUGAGUUUGCAGAGUACUUACUUGUCCCAGUUACAGAUAAAUUAGAGGACCUAUUUGCCUUAUUUGAUGAGGAAAAUAAAGGCACCAUUGACUUAAGAGAGUAUGUCAUCGCCCUGUCUGUUGUGUGUAGACCUUCCAAGACAUUAGAAACCAUUCAGCUGGCAUUUAAGAUGUACGAGUCAGAAGGCAGUAAAACCAUUGUAGAAGAGGAAUUGGCUAUAAUCCUGAAGACCGCACUGGGAGCAUCAGAACUUAAUGUUACAGAUCUUUUUAGCGCUAUAGAUGGGGAGGAUAAGGGUAAAAUCACAUAUGAUGACUUUGAAAGGUUUGCAAAAAUGAAUCCGAAUUUUGCUGCAGACUAUCUCUAUCCAGACAGGGCGGAUUCGGAAACCUGUUUGGACAGCCUUUCUGCCCCCAACGGUUUCUGUACAGAUUUUACACCUGAAGAUACGGAGGCGUCACAUAACUACCCUGCGCAAAAGAAACUGAACUAAUUCUGUAACUUAAUCUUCCUCUCCUGGUGAGGGGUUGUAUAUGCAUAGUACCUCCUGAUAAGGCUCUGAACAUAGCAGUUCCUCAUGUACCUAUAUUUAUCUAUGUGAUGCUUUUCAACU
Molecule: messenger RNA, 2273 nt
Organism: Spea bombifrons (plains spadefoot toad)
Lineage: Eukaryota; Metazoa; Chordata; Amphibia; Anura; Pelobatidae
Product: lysophosphatidylcholine acyltransferase 1-like
Exons: 14
Coding region: 552-2153 (533 amino acids)
Molecular function (GO): calcium ion binding
Source: RefSeq, a predicted model, not a curated record